Molecule: messenger RNA, 4970 nt
Organism: Mytilus trossulus (common blue mussel)
Lineage: Eukaryota; Metazoa; Mollusca; Bivalvia; Mytilida; Mytilidae
Product: transmembrane protein 33-like
Exons: 8
Coding region: 145-954 (269 amino acids)
Biological process (GO): endoplasmic reticulum tubular network organization; membrane organization
Cellular component (GO): endoplasmic reticulum; membrane
Source: RefSeq, a predicted model, not a curated record
AAUAAAGGGAGGUAACUCUAAACUUUCAAACCUCUCCAAUGAAGAGAUUUAAAAGUUUAUAUGUUUUCAGAAAUUCUAGAACGAAUAAGAAGCUUUGAUCAGCUUUAAACAGUUUUAAACACAUCAUCAGUAUACAAAAAAGAAAUGGCUGAUAACAGUGGCACAAGUGAGGCCACAGGAAGUGGAUCAAGUGGGUCCACAGGAAGUGGCAGUAAUACUGAAGGCAAUGCAGGACAACACACUGGUGGCUCUGUAUUGACUUUUAUGAUGUCUAAGAAGAUAGAAUCAGCUCUGUGGGCCACCAGAAUCUUUACCAUUAUCUGUACUUUUCUCUUUUUCUUUCCACUUGUUGGUGGUGGCCCAUAUGGAUUUUAUCAGCGAGCAUUGAUCAGUAAUGCUGCAACAAGUGCACUGAGACUUCAUCAACGAUUACCUAACUUUCAACUGAACAGACAGUUUUUAUCCCUUUUGUUAGCAGAAGACAGCUGCCAUUAUUUGAUUUAUUCUCUCAUGUUUAUGAACAGCUAUCCAUUAACAAUGUCUCUAAUUCCUAUCUGCUUGUAUGCAGUGUUACAUGCAUGUAACUUUACAGUACUGAUUUUGAAUGUUAUGGGUCCACAGUCCAUUCAGUUUGUCAGAAAUAUGAUAACCAAACUACAGGCUCAACAAGUCAGUAUAUUGAGAUUUAUAGCCUGUACCGAGAUAUUUAUUAUGCCAGCUGUCUUUUUAAUGACAUUUACUGGUAAAUGUUCCCUGUUCUUACCAAUCAUCUACUAUAGAUUUCUCCUACUAAGAUAUUCCUCCAGGAGAAACCCAUACUGCAGGACUCUGUUCCAUGAACUAAGAGUAAGUAUAGAAUAUUUAUGUAGCAAGCCUCAGUGUCCAGCCAUGGUGAGGAACAUGUUAACCAAGAUCACAGCUUUUGUUUCAAGGCUGGCUCCUACUGUAGCAUAGAAGUGAUCUCCAAUCAGAAGGUGAGAAUGUUGGACAGGAAGUACAGAGUGUGUUCUGUUUGAAAAUAAGAUAUUGUGUUCAGAUGUAUCAGAAGAGGAUUGUAAUGGAUGUGAAAAUUGAGGAGGAUUUGUGAUAUGUUGUCAUAGUAAUUGUGAUUAUUUAUGUUUUCCAAAAUAUUGGAGAAAUAUUUUCUGUAAUAAUCAGCUUUAAUAUUUUAUACUUUAAAAAACAAAUUAAUAACAAAAAUAUUGUAUUGUCAGAAAAUAGGUGAUUUUUGUAUCAUUACCAAUGAAAAAUUUGUCUUUAUGUAGCCGAAAACAUUUACUGGUAAAUGCUUGAAUCAGAAUAAUUUUUCUUUGUAACAAAUUUUCACUGUUUAUGCCUUAUCACCUAGUGUUACGUAUGUCUGUCCUUCCUAUAAUUAUGAAAUCCAAUACCUGGCCAAUAAUGAAAAGAUUUUUGGUUAAUAAGUGUACAGUGAUGAGUAACAGAUCAACAUUUCUUUUCACCAAGAUCAUACAAGAAAAAUUUACAUAAGUUAUGAACAUUCCAGUAUAUCAUACAAUGAAUAUGAGUUGUAUAAUUGUUUGUGAAAAGAACCAGGGGGUUCUUAUCAAGCGAUCUUCUUUUCAUUGAAAUGAAACAGAUACUUUUUCAUACAUUUUCUGACACUAAGAUGAUUUGGUUUCCAUUUUGGUAUUUCUGUCACAGAUUUCUAAGUUUAUAACCUACUUGUUUUAGCCAGAUGACAUGAAGGACUGUGAAAUCAACAGAUUUUAAACUGGUGCUACUAAGGAAGCAGAAAUUAUUAGUUUUUUUUUGGUUUUUUUAUUGAUUUGUGUGUUAAAUUAAUCUGUAGAUUUCUAUGUUUUGUUCAUUGUUGUUUGUCUGUUUUUCUCUCUAAUGUCUGUGGUGUUGUCUGUCUAUUAUCAAAUUAGUUGGUGAUCUCCCUUGAAAUCUUCACUUUUUGACACAAAAUGGGCAUUUAUAAUAUUGCAUCUUAUCUACCAUAAAAACCAACCAUCAUUAAUUCUUAAGGUUCAUCUUUUAAGCAAUGCAUUCAUUUUUUUAAGGGGGGGGGGGGGGGGGGGGGCAUUUACCAAGUUGCAAAACUUGUUUCUGAUCCAUAUGUCAUUUUGAACAAUGUGUCUGAUCCAUAUAUCAUUUUGAACAAUAAAAUAUGCUUUAAAAUUUGUAAUUACUUUAUAGCUCACCUUUCCUAAAAGGAAAUGUGAGCUUUUGCCAUCACUUGUAUCCGUUGUCAUAAACUAUUUCAAAGAUCUUCUCCUCUGCAACUACUGAACCAAUUACAACCAAACUUUAGCUGAAUGAUACUUAGGGUAUCUAGAAUAAAGAUUGUGUUUAUUUUCCAUUUUGUGAAAAAACAUAGCCACCAUGGCUAAAAAUAGAACAUGGGGGUAAAAUGCAGUUUUUGGCUUAUAUCUCAAAAACGAAAGCAUUUAGAGCAAAUCAUUAGGUCAAGAUCUAUCAGCCCUGAAAUUUUCAGAUGAAUCAAACAACCCAUUGUUGGGUUGCUGCCACUUAAUUGGUAAUUUUAAGGAAAUUUUGCAGUUUUUGGUCAUUAUCUUGAAUAUUAUAAUAGAUAAAGAUAAACUGUAAACAGCAAAAAUGAUCAGCAAAGUAAGAUCUACAAAUAAGUUAAUAUGACCAAAAUUGUUAAUUGACCCCUUAAGGGGUUAUUGUCCUUUAAUGACAAUUUUUCACAAUUUGUUCAUCAUAUUUGCUAACUUUAAAAAAUCUUCUCCUCUAAAACUACUCAACCAAAUUCAACCAAACUUCAACUGAAUGAUCAGUAGGGUGUAUAAAUAAAGUUUGUGUUUUAUUUUCUAUUUCGUCAAAAAACAUGGCUGUCAUGGCUAAAAAUAGAACACAGGGUAAAAUACAGUUUUUGGCUUAUAUCUCAAAAGCUCCAGCAUUUAGAGCAAAUAAGACAAGAAGUUAAAGUAUUUAUUAGGUCAAGGUGUACCUGUCCUGAAAUUUUCAGCAGAAUUGGGUAACUGGUUUUUCAGGUAUAAUGCCCCUGAAUUGAUGAUUUUAAAGAGAUUUUGCAGUUUUUGGUUAUCUUGAAUAUUAUUAUAGAUACAGAUAAACUAUUAAUAGCAAAAAUGUUAAGCAAAGUAAGAUCUACAAAUAAGUCAAUUUGACCAAAAUUGUUAAUUGACCCCUUAAGGAGUUAUUGCCCUUUAAAGACUUUUUUCACAAUUUGUUCAUCAUUUUGACUUACUUUAAAAAAUCUUCUCCUUUGAAACUGCUGUAUCAAUUUCAGCCAAACUUAGGCUAAAUGAGUUUCAGAGUAUCUAGUAUAAAUUUUAUAUUUUAUUUCCUUGUAUGUCAAGAAACAAAGCUCCUAUGGCUAAAAUAGAACAUAGAAGAAAAUGAUUUUUUUUUUGCUUUUGAAGAAAAUAGGACGAUUCAAAGAACAUUUAAAUAAAUUCAAAAGCCAAAAUAAUCAUUGAUGAGAGAUUUAACCAAAAAAAAUAAGGUGAGCGAUUCAGGCUCUUGAGAGCCUCUUGUUUCUUUUAUGUUAGAUAGUAGUAGACCUAUUCAGUUGCAGAUCCAGAAAUUUGUAUAGGGGGAUAGGGGGUGCUGACUGACCUAAGAGGGUCCUGCUCCUGUUACAGUGUUUUCCUUUAUAUUCAACCAAAUUGUUCCCAAGCCUUUGAUUUUGCCCUCUGACUUGAGAACUCCUUAUCCAUUGUAGUUUUGACUGAAAUACACUAGAAAUUGAAAUUUACUCCUUCAAAAAGGCCUUGUUUCAGAUUAAAAUUAGAAGUUUGAGAAGACAUAUCUAGAUUUCCACCUCAGCGCCUCUUUAUAUUCUGAUAAUAUUACAGAUAUUCAUACUAAUGUUGCUGCAUUGAAACCAUAUAGUGUAAUUACAUUUAAAACUUUUGGUUAUUUAUGAUAUUUUUCCAUGUAAAAAUGUAGUUCAAUGCCAUUCAUUAACCUAACAGUGUUUUAGUGGUAAAAAAAGUGAUCUUUUCAUACUAAAAUUUGUGAAAUAUUUAUAUAUUGAACUGUUGUGCGAUACAUGUAUAUAGGUGUGCAAUAUAAUGUAUUUAUGAACUUCUUGUGAAUUGUUUUUGUUAACAGUAACAGUUUAAUAAUGAUAGUUCAAUUCUAUAAGUGGACAAAUACACUUAUGUAAAUAUGUUGUUGUGUAUAUAUUUUUAAUAAGAUAGUUAAUUUUUCAAUGCUGAAUUUAUACAACAUUUAUCUUGAGUUGUAGUGAGGAAGAAAGACCGAAAAACAUCUAGAUACUGUGUUAUAGUCCACUGACAUUGAUUCUAUAAAGCAAUUUUAAAAUAUUCUUAAUUAAAAUAGUAUUUAUGUCAUAUACAUCAUUAGCAGAAAAUCACAGGUAUAUAUUUCUUAGAUUUGACAUGACAAUAUUUCAAUUAUUCUGAAUAUGCAUUUAAUUCUUGUCACUUGAAUAUAAGGCCAUUUAGCAUCAAUCACAAGGAAUCAACAUUUUUAAGUAUCAUACUGAGUUUUAACAUUCAGUUUAUACUUUGAAUAACAUUGUAAUAUCACAAUGAAGAGCAAGAGAGGGAAAGAUAUUUGGUCAAAUCUAUAACAUUUGUGUCUUGCCAAAAUAAUUGGAAAUGAUAGUAUUUGGGAUAAACAUGUCACAUUUUCUUGAAAAAUAUUUGAAACAAUAAAGUUUUAUAUUUAUGCUAACCAGAUUUUCAUUGUAAACAGAUGUGGAAAAGAUUCACCUUUGCUGUUCUUGUGAGAACAGGUGUUUUGGUUUUUUUACCAAUUUAUUUUCAAACUUAUGUUUUCAUAUAUUGUAACAAGUCUUUAUGAAAGUUAAACAUGUUAUAUAUGUUCAUGUUUAAAAAUCUAGUCCUUUCAAUGGAUGCUUGAAAAAUUGAAACAUCUUUUCUACAAGUCAUGCUAAGUUUUUAGUCUUUAUAUUAGUAAAAAUAGAUAAAUGGUAUACAUCAAUGCGACUGCAACCAAUCCACAAAAAUAAAAAUCGACCAAAUUUA